CGCUGAUCUCUAUUCUUUUCCAGCCGGCGCUCUGUGGUGUGUGCUGCUGUAGCCUGUCAGCGCUGGAGGUUGCGUCAGUCUGUUAGGCCUUUCUUUUCGUCUUUGUUGCUGGCAGAGCUUUAGGCUUAGCUAAGCCAAUACUCUUAGCAAAACAGACGGCAUCAAGCGCCGAAAUCUUUCGCCCAUCAACGUUAUCGUCCUAAUAUCGCAUGUCCUCUAUCCAGAACCUCCAGUCUUUCGAUCCCUUUGCUGAUGCAACUAAGGGUGACAACUUGCUCCCGGCGGGGACAGAGGAUAAAAUCCACAUAAGGAUUCAACAACGAAACGGGCGCAAGACUCUUACUACAGUACAGGGAAUUGCGGAUGAUUAUGACAAGAAAAAGCUGGUGAAAGCGUUCAAAAAGAAAUUUGCCUGCAAUGGUACUGUGAUUGAACAUCCGGAGUACGGGGAAGUUAUCCAGUUGCAGGGAGACCAAAGAAAAAACAUUUGCCAGUUUCUCCUUGAGAUAAACAUUGUAAAGGAAGAGCAGUUGAAGGUCCAUGGAUUCUAAAGUGAUGGACUUGCCAGAGGAUCAAGACUACAGCAGUUUUUAGGACACCACACAUAAUUAGGGCUCUAAAAUUGUCUGACCGUGACAUGGCUGUCAAAAUGAAUGACUGUAUAAAAGUUUUUAUAAGUAUUCCAAGUUAAGAUAUUUUGAUAAGUGUAUGACUGCUUCCAUUCAGGGACUGACUUAGGUGUUGACUGUAACAAAUUAUGAUGGUUGUGCUCAGCUAAGUAUUUCUAUUCAAGACUCAAUAAAACCAUAUGAUUUUGGCACACUU
Pygocentrus nattereri (red-bellied piranha) is the source of this 825-nucleotide messenger RNA. It is a transcript of the gene eif1b, whose product is annotated as eukaryotic translation initiation factor 1B. The coding region runs from base 210 to 551 and encodes 113 amino acids. NCBI's taxonomy places the organism in Eukaryota, Metazoa, Chordata, Actinopteri, Characiformes, Serrasalmidae. Gene Ontology annotation, cellular component: eukaryotic 43S preinitiation complex. The transcript is spliced from 4 exons. Gene Ontology annotation, molecular function: translation initiation factor activity; RNA binding; ribosomal small subunit binding. The record is from RefSeq and is a predicted model, not a curated record. Gene Ontology annotation, biological process: translational initiation.